AUGCCAUCAAGCAUGUUUUCAGGUUCACUGUCAGCUCCGAGUGUUAAUGUUACAAUAGACACGGGAAAUCCUUUUCUCAAUCAAACUGUAGAUGGUUUCUUGAAGAUUGGAACUGUUGCAGCCACGAGGGCAGUUGCAGAGGAUACAUUCACAGCUAUUAAAAGAGGGAAGCUAUCACAGGAAUGUUUAGAGCACGCACUCAAGAGGAUGUGUAAAGAAGGUGCUUACUGGGGUUCCGCAGCUGGAGUAUAUGUGGGAAUGGAGUAUGGAGUAGGGAGGAUCCGUGGCUCGAGAGACUGGAAGAAUGCCAUGAUCGGAGGUGCUCUCACAGGGGCUCUGGUCUCUGCGGUCAGCAACAAUAACAAAGACAGGAUCGUGACGAAUGCCUUCACAGGAGGUGCCAUUGCCACUGCCUCAGUGUUCCUCAAUAACCUCACCUAA
This is a messenger RNA of Theobroma umbraticum, 441 nucleotides long. The record is from RefSeq and is a predicted model, not a curated record. Lineage: Eukaryota; Viridiplantae; Streptophyta; Magnoliopsida; Malvales; Malvaceae.